Pestalotiopsis fici W106-1 is the source of this 486-nucleotide messenger RNA. RefSeq lists its product as uncharacterized. The coding region runs from base 1 to 486 and encodes 161 amino acids. The transcript has a single exon. Lineage: Eukaryota; Fungi; Ascomycota; Sordariomycetes; Amphisphaeriales; Sporocadaceae. The record is from RefSeq and is a predicted model, not a curated record.
AUGGCCUCUGCAAGCGUUCACGUCGGCUCCAUUGACGCCAUUCCGGCCGGUGCUUCCCCGGGCCUCCUCUUCCUCAAGGAGCUGAUCCCGUCUUGGGACGCCCUCGGCAAGCCCCCAAAGCCCGUCCGUGAAUUCUUCAACAAUGAGACCACCUUUGUCACCAACUCCAACGACCCCACCCCGGCCGGCCAAGUGCUGCAGGGCCUGGUCAAGCGUGUCGAGAGGCUCGCCAAGUUCUCCCGCACCGUCACUGCCGCCUACGAUAUUGGCAAGGAGGACGGCACCCGCACCGUCAUCUUUGAGGCCAUCAACAGCAGAGUCCUCAAGAACGACCCCUCGGCCACCGAGGUCAAGGGCAAGGAGGUCACCAUCCUCGAGCUCAAGGCCGUUGACGGCAAGCUCGUCGCCGUCGAGGUUCGCACCACCCUCGAGAACCACGCCCUCAGCGUGCACCAGCGCAAGAUUGGUGGUGCCGGCAGUGCAUAA